Phaeodactylum tricornutum CCAP 1055/1 is the source of this 279-nucleotide messenger RNA. RefSeq lists its product with no specific name. Gene Ontology annotation, biological process: protein localization to organelle; intracellular protein transport; Golgi to plasma membrane protein transport. The transcript is spliced from 2 exons. The record is from RefSeq and is a predicted model, not a curated record. The annotation marks the transcript as partial. Gene Ontology annotation, cellular component: Golgi apparatus. Lineage: Eukaryota; Bacillariophyta; Bacillariophyceae; Surirellales; Neidiaceae. Gene Ontology annotation, molecular function: GTP binding; GTPase activity.
AUGUUUAGUUUACUGACGGGCGUUUACAAUUCUUACUUGGCUUCGCCGCAAUUGAAUAUUGUGCUCGUCGGAGCCUCCGGAACGGGGAAAACAACCACGUUGGAACGUCUCAAAGCCAAGCACAAAAUGUUACCGCUCCACCGAAUUCGACCGACUAUCGGUACCAACGUGGGCAAGGUCGAGAUUGGCGGAGCCAAAUGUUCCUUCUACGACGUCGGUGGUCGAUUACGAGACUUGUGGGAACGAUACUACGCCGACGCGGACGCCGUUAUAUUCGUA